This is a messenger RNA of Capsicum annuum, 1484 nucleotides long. RefSeq names its product F-actin-capping protein subunit alpha. Gene Ontology annotation, molecular function: actin filament binding. Lineage: Eukaryota; Viridiplantae; Streptophyta; Magnoliopsida; Solanales; Solanaceae. Gene Ontology annotation, biological process: actin cytoskeleton organization; barbed-end actin filament capping. Gene Ontology annotation, cellular component: actin cortical patch; F-actin capping protein complex. The coding region runs from base 220 to 1155 and encodes 311 amino acids. The record is from RefSeq and is a predicted model, not a curated record. The transcript is spliced from 10 exons.
GGACCCACCCACAGUGACCUCAGUUUACAUAUUUCUCCUAUGUGGGAGCAGGGACAAAACUGGAAAGGAUUAAAAACUGGAAACUCCACUGUAAUAAUUAAACAAAAAAGAAGGGGGAGAAGAACUUUGGUGGGGUUGAUGGUAUCUUCUUCAAAUUUGAAUUGAAUUGAAUUCAAUGGAGAAGAAUUUUUGUUAAUAAAACUGAAAAAUUAAGAAAAAAUGUCAGAAGAAGAGGAAGAUUUUGUGGAAUCAGAAGAAACACAACUGACCGAUGACCAAAAAAUCGAAAUUGCCAAAUGGUUCCUUCUCAAUGCCCCCGCCGGCGAAAUUCAGUACGUCGCCAAAGAUGUUAGGGCUAUUUUGAAAGACGAAAAUUUAUAUAAGAAAGCGGCUGAGGAGUCAUUUCCUUCCUACAACAAAUCUCACUUGAUUUGUCUCGAUUUUCCAAACAGAAGUGGCGAUGUACUGAUUACGUCAUUUAGUGAGGUCGAUAAGGAUGAGUAUCUUGAUCCCCGGACUGCCCAGGUUGCCAUAGUUGACCAUGUCAAGCAAGUUUGUAAAGAAGUUAGACCAGCAAGAGAUGAAGAACUUCCAUCUGCUUUCGUUGAAGAGUAUAGGUCUUCCAUGGAUGCAGAAAUUAUGAAGUAUGUCAGUGAAACGUAUCCAAAAGGUGUCUGUUCAGUUUACUGUUCCAAGGGAAAGGAUGUGGAAGAGCCAGGAUUCGACUUUGAACUUGUGGUGGUGAUUUCAGCUGCUAGGCAUAGUCCUCAGAAUUUCUGCAAUGGUAGCUGGCGAUCAAUAUGGAAUAUUGAAUUUAAGGAUGAAAUUCAAUCCAUAGAAGUGAGUGGGAAGAUGCAGGUUGGCGCCCAUUACUUUGAAGAGGGGAAUGUGCAGCUAGAUGCAAAUCAUGAAUGUAAGGAUACAACGUUAAUUCAGUCCCCAGAUGAUUCUGCAUUUUCCUUGGUCAACAUCAUUCGCCACCAUGAGACUGAGUAUCUGGCGUCUCUUCAGACAUCUUACUUGAAAUUGCCUGAUACCACUUUCAAGGACUUGCGGAGGAAGCUUCCCGUUACACGAACAUUGUUCCCUUGGCAUAACACUGCACAAUUUAGCCUUACAAGAGACAUCGAAAAAGAACUUGGAAUUGGAAAAUAGAAACAUUUCAUGUCUUUUAUACAAGCUAAACAUGUAUACUACACCAUUCUUGAUAUGACAAGUGAGUUUACUUGAGAUUGCCAUCUCCGUCUCUUUGUUGUUUUCUCCCUAUUGUAUCUCUGAUAGAGGAAUUUUCAUUUUCUGUCAUUAUACCAUGUUUGUUAAUGUGGGAACUGUUGUUCCUUAGUUGUUCAUUUGCCACUUGAGCUGAGAGAGUUGUGUAUGCUGUGAAGAGUUGUAUAAGUACUGAAUUGGAAGUCUUCAUGGUUUUUACCCUUGUAAUGAUUGAACGAUGCUGGUAAAGAAUGAUACUUGUUAGUUGUUGAUGA